CACUUGGUCGUCUCGUAGAAAGAAAUUAGGUUUUAUAAAUUUGUAAUGUUGCAAAACUGUUGAUACAAGUUUGAGUGUUACACAAAUCAACAUUCACUCAAUAAACUUUAAAAAUUUCCUUAUUUAAUAAGGCUGGGUUUCAUGGACGAAAUUUUGGGAACAACUGCGUCUCCAGAGAGUACUACAUCUAGUUGUACUGUUUACAAAGAUGAUGGUACAAAUUCUGAAGAUUUUAGACUUUCGGUUGUGGAUAAAGCAUUUCGAUGUAAAACCAAUCUGUGCAAAUGUAGCAGUCAACAAAGUAAUCUUGGAUAUCUACAAAGUGCAUCGACAUACAAUUCAGGUGAUUUCUCUAACCUUGAACAGAAUGGAUUAUAUUUCACAUCCGAUGAAGUAGUUGUUCAUAAUAAACCUGAGGAUAUUUGGGUAUCGUAUCUUGGUAAUGUAUACGAUUUGACUCCUCUUAUUAAAAAACAUAAAGGAACUAGAGAAAUAAAACCGUUGCUAGCAUUUCCUGGUAAAGAUAUUAGUAACUGGUUUAAUCAAAACGGUGAACUGCGUCACUGUAUACAUCCAAAUACCGGUGUACGAGUACCAUAUUUACCAUACGGACCGAUACCAGAUGUUCGUCCUCAUGUUCCAACAACAAUAUGGCGACCGAACUGUGAAUGUUCGUUUGAGGAAAAUGAUAAACAAGGGAAUCCAUUAAGGCCAUGGUGGCGCAGUACGAGAUAUUUAAUUGGUAAAUUAACAAAAUGUGCUCGACCCAUACGUAUUGUAAAUAUGUUAACAUUAGAUGAGUGUACGUUAAACGUGUGCAGCGAAGAUAAAUUAAGUCGAAUUUUAGAACGUUUAUUAAUGUUUAAUUCACAAGCAUCAAGUUAUACAUUUAAAUAUGAUUCACGCGUAUUGGAUAUGGAUAAAACAUUGGAUGAAAAUCAUAUUUUUGAUGAGCGUGAAUCUUUUUUAGCCAAUUAUUUACCAGAAGACAUUUAUAUACCGGCUAUACAUUUAUAUUUUAAUGAUGAUUUACAAUGGGAUUUAGAUUCAUCAGAUGAAUGUGAAGAUUUAGAAUACAAUUCUAUAAGUGGUCAUCCACAUUAA
Chrysoperla carnea is the source of this 1104-nucleotide messenger RNA. RefSeq names its product cytochrome b5 domain-containing protein 1. Bases 142 to 1104 code for a protein of 320 amino acids. The record is from RefSeq and is a predicted model, not a curated record. The transcript has 3 exons. NCBI's taxonomy places the organism in Eukaryota, Metazoa, Arthropoda, Insecta, Neuroptera, Chrysopidae.